Brenthis ino (lesser marbled fritillary) is the source of this 4770-nucleotide messenger RNA. Lineage: Eukaryota; Metazoa; Arthropoda; Insecta; Lepidoptera; Nymphalidae. The record is from the annotation of a GenBank genome assembly.
AUGCCUGAUCGGGAGUCGGUUGGAGGUCCUGGGACUGCUGGUAGUGGUUUCCUACCACUACAGUUUCCUUCGGCGUUUGCGGCGUUUCACGCUACGUCCCCCCCUGGACCAGCCACCGCGAUGCAUCACGCGACGCACUAUCAUCAUCACGCACAAUUAGCGGCAGCAGCAGCGGCGGCGGCUGGUGCGACCAGUGAGCUGAGCUACCUCGCCGCCCUACACCCCGCCUAUCGCCCCGUGCCCUACGACCAUCCGCUAUAUGGAGCUAAUACUUUACGAGGCUUAGAAUAUUUAAGUGCAGCGAGAAGUCUCCAUCCAGAGCUUCACGCUGGGAGCACGCUUGCAAGUCAGGACUUCCAAUUAAGUUUAGAAGGUUCAAGAAUAGCGUCUCCCAAUCGACUUAGGCUAUCAGGAGGUGCAAUAGGCGCCUCUGCUAAUAGAAAGAGAGCGGUUUCCUGGAGUCCUUAUUCUGCUGAAUCCUUAGAUUUGGCAGCCGUAAUCAGAGCAUCGCCGGCUAGUUUGGCCGUAAGGGCUCCAUCAGCAGCUUCCACUGGCAGCUAUGGACAUCUUAGUGCUGGAGCAAUAUCGCCCGCGUUAUCUCUAUCCCACGCGUCACUCGCCCAACAACUUCUGGCUCGUGGUGGAGUGGUGGGUGGGAGUGGAGUACUCCCUGGUGGAGUGUUACUCGACCCAGCUCAUCAACAAGCAGCAGCCGCCGCUGCACAUCAUGCUGCGCAUGCGCAUCUUGUUGCUGGUAUUCAUAGAUCUCAUAUUUCGUCACCAACACAAUUGUUGAUUGGGACCCCAGUGGACGUCAGACCUGGACUUGGUCUGGAUGGAACACCUCCUCAGCACAUGCAGCAGCCACCACAACAACCCGAAAUCACUAGUGUAAUGGAAGCUGAUAGUGCAUCAAACGUUCUUACCCAACGGAAGUCCCCACAAGGGUUGUCACAUCGGGACAGCAUGCACAGUAACAAACCCUUAUCAGCAGCAGCAGAGAGUACAGUACACGACGGCUUAGACUCUAAGGAUGAACCCGGAGAUUUUAUCGAAACUAAUUGCCAUUGGGUUGACUGUAAACUCGAAUUCCCAACACAAGAUGAUUUGGUGAAGCAUAUCAACACCGACCACAUUCACGCCAGUAAAAAAGCGUUUGUUUGCCGUUGGGUAGGAUGUUCAAGAGAUGAAAAGCCGUUUAAAGCUCAAUACAUGUUGGUGGUACACAUGCGUAGGCAUACUGGGGAAAAACCUCAUAAAUGUACCUUUGAAGGUUGUUGUAAAGCGUAUUCGAGAUUAGAAAACCUGAAGACCCAUUUACGAAGUCAUACUGGGGAGAAGCCGUAUACUUGUGAAUAUCCUGGCUGUGCGAAAGCCUUUUCUAAUGCAAGUGACAGAGCCAAGCAUCAGAAUAGAACUCAUAGUAAUGAGAAACCAUAUGUGUGCAAAGCUCCGGGAUGUACGAAGCGAUAUACUGACCCGUCGUCCCUUAGAAAGCAUGUUAAAACAGUCCAUGGGGCUGAGUUCUACGCUAGUAAGAAACAUAAGGGUUGUAGUCGAGGAGACGAUUCAGCAGAAUCUGGUGGUGGAGGUGCUGGAUCUUCUCCCAGAUCAGAAGAAGGAGGAGUACCUAUUGGAGUUAGAGGUCAUACAUCCUCAGCAUCAGUCAAGAGCGAGAGUCCUGCUUCUCCAUUACCCCAUGGUCUUCAUACUCCUGCUCAUCAGCUUUCAGCGCAAUGUGGUGGGGAUUUGGAUUUCGGCGGCUCAGGCCUUGGUGGCUUCAGCGAUGAAAAUGGCGCUCCUUACUUUAGGCUCGAUGGCGAGGUUGAACAAGAAGUAGUGGGUGAAGUAGGUCAACUUCCUCUAAUGUUGCGAGCAAUGGUAGCUAUAGGAGAGCCCAGAGCCCACCACCACGCGCCCCGCUUUGGUAACAAGAUGGGUGUAGGAAGAUUGAUGCCGCCGAUACAUGGUGCUGAUAUAGGAGGUGUAAUGCCAGGUAGAACAGAACUUGGUGGUACAAACGUUACGGUGGAGUUAAAGUCUGGGCCCUCGAACGCGAGGCGAGAUUCUGGCAUUUCAUCUGGCAGCAGCUUAUAUAGUGCAAGAUCUUCAGAUAUUUCUCGUAAAAGCAGUCAAGCAUCAGUAGUAUCAGGCGCGGUGGCAACAACUACAGGCGUCGCCGGGCCGCAGAGACUAAUAUCACAGCACACCAACGUGUACGAUCAGUUAUCUCCUGAUAGUAGUCGAAGAUCUAGUCAAGUGUCAUGCGUUGGGUAUGCGCCACCGCCUUCUUCAGCUUUAGCAGCUGUCCAGGCUGUGAGGACCUCACAAGGCAACCAGGCUGUACUUCUUCGUGGUGUCACCUGCUCAGAAGUGAGAGCAGAAGAGUUAGCCUUAGAGCUUGAUCCAAAUGUUCAAAUAAAAGAAGAAGCUAGAAGAUUAUCAGAGCAGUCUAAUCUCAGUGAUCAAGCCCAAGGCUAUCAACCUUACCCUUGCAAUAAUGAUGAUGUGGGUGAUGCUCCAUUCCCAUUUAAAACUGAAGAUGAUCAUGAGGUGAACUAUAAGGAGUCUCGUUCAAACUCCACAAAUACUGUGGUCAUCACUACGGCUCAAGUUCACCAUCCAAAUCAGGAAGUCAACCUUGAACAGGUUGCUGAGGGAGAAAUGGUGGAGAACAAGCUGGUGAUACCAGAUGAAAUGAUGCAAUAUCUUAACCAAUCAAUAUUGGGAACUGAUCCGGUAGCACCAGCCAAAACUGAUUCCGCCAAUCCCGAACCUGAAGGAAAAAGCAACGAGAAUGACAACACAACCAAAGACAUUAUAAACAAUGAUAUUCAAAACACGAACAAUUCCAGUGAUAAAAUCAGUGAUGUCGCCACUAGUGAUGACUCUCUUCUUAAAAAUCUAGGUGCCAUAGGUAGUGAUCUCAAUAUAAGUGAUAUCCAAGUCGAUUUAAGGUCAUUAGACGUUAGUAUGUCCGGUAACAGUGGCUCUCUUUUAGUUGCUAAGUCCCCCAAUGAGAAGUGUCCUCCUCUACAAGAACAAGUGAUUCCCGAAGUUGCAAUAGAAAAAUGCGAACAAGAAUAUGCAAAACCUCCUACGAGUAAUGUUUCUACAAAUAAUCCGUUGCAGUCAUUACAAACUAUGGCUGCUAAUCAAACUGAACAAUCUAAUAGAAUGAGAAUCAAUAAUCCACUACCUCAAAAGCCCGCCAUGAGCCCUAAAACUGUUGUAAUGACCCCACAAACAGUUAUGAGUCCAAAUUUAGCGCAUAGUAUGCUAAGUCCUCAGAGUCUUCCACAUAGUUCUAUGAGUCCUCAAAGUGUUAGGAGUCCGCAGCAUAUGCCACAUGGCAUUAUGAGUCCCCCUAGUGUAUAUUACGUCAUGAGUCCACAAAGUGUCAUGAGUGUUAUGUCACCACAGCACAACGCUAUGAGUCCACAAAGUAUGCAAAGUUUAACGAGUCCUCAAAUGCCUAACCAAAUAAUUAUGAGUCCCCGUCACAAUAAUAUUGGAAGCCCGAUGUCUCAAAACAUUGCUAGUCCCAUGAUGAAUAUGGCAAGCCCUAUGGCUCAAAAUAUCGCUAGUCCAAUGAGCCAUGGAAUGGCUAGCCCAAUGCAUCCUGGAUUACAAAGUCCUGUUACGAGUCCUAUGGUGCAAAAUAUGACGAACAUGACUAUGAAUGUUCAACCAGUUCAGAAUCAGAAUAAUAUGAUGAUGAAUCCACCUGCACUGGCAGCCUCACCAUAUAAUAACCGUCAAAACUGUAACAAUAAAAUACCUAAUAAAAACUAUAAUAAUGUUCCUAAUCAAUACCAAAACCAAAACUAUAAUCAAGCACCGCCUUACUCAACGCAAAACCAAAACUUUAAUAUGAGAAAUCAAAAUAUGCAGCAAUAUCCUAUGAUGUCGCAUUUCAAUCAAAAUCAGCUGCAAAUUUCAAUGAUGCCAGCGAAUCAUCAGAAUAUGGUAUAUAACAACCAGAUGAAUUACGUGCCACAGCCUGUGAAUUAUACGAACCAAAGCAAUCAGAUGCAUCCAAUGCAAAUGUCUAGAUCUUCUAUGAUGAGUGUUGAUAAUAGUGGCAAUAUGAAUCGUGGUGCGCUAAACAGUUAUUGUGAACAACAAAACACUUGUCAACCUCCAGUUCAAAAUGCACCAUAUAACCAAAAUAUACAAUAUCCUCAAUCCCCUCCGUAUAACUCCGUAGCAAAUGUAUCUAACGUAAUGGGACCGCCACCACCGAAGAAUAAUCACCAAUAUAAUCAAGCCAUGAUGAACAAUAACCAAUAUUAUAAUCAACAACGUUCUUACAACCAGUGGGACUAUCCAGGAAACCAAUUCAAUAAACAUAAUAUGCAGAAAUCAGUCCAGAACUCCGUAAACAUGUCUACUGGCAGUCAAAAACCUAAUGGCACAAGAAUGUCAAUAAAUUGUAAUCAAAUUAUGAAAAAUGCAGGGGAACAACAGACUGACUGUAGCAUGAACAGUUUGAGGAGUCAAAAUAACCAAGCGGAUGUUCAAGUAUGGGAUAUAUCCCAAUCUCAAAUAGAGGCUACGAAUGGAAGAAAGAAGAACCAGAACACAAUGCGGCAAGAAACCUACCAGAGGACGUUGGAAUAUGUAGAGAACUGUGAAAACUGGAAGAGUUCAGAGAUGGUUUCCAGCAGCACACAUCCUCUCCAAGGCGGAGACAACAUGGUUGUGAACGAUCUCCAAACUUCCUUAUCUUCGUUUUAUGAAGAAAACCAAUAUUUGCAAAUGAUACAA